GCCGCCUGCGAUUUGGAGUUUGCUCUCCACACAGUGUGUGCGUUUCCCGGUCGCGUCAUCGCUGCUGCCCGCUUGUCUGCUUAACGACACUUUCUCAAUCCAUCGUUGCCACCAUGAACGGACAGCUCAACGGUUUCCACGACGCUUUCAUCGAGGAAGGCACGUUCCUCUUCACCUCGGAGUCUGUGGGGGAAGGCCACCCAGAUAAGAUCUGUGACCAGAUCAGUGAUGCUGUCCUAGAUGCCCACCUUCUGCAGGACCCAGAUGCCAAAGUGGCUUGUGAAACUGUUGCUAAAACUGGAAUGAUCCUUCUUGCUGGGGAAAUCACAUCCAGGGCUGCUGUUGAUUACCAGAAAGUUGUUCGUGAAGCCAUUAAGCACAUUGGAUAUGAUGAUUCUUCCAAAGGGUUUGACUACAAGACUUGCAAUGUGCUGGUGGCCUUAGAGCAACAAUCACCAGAUAUUGCUCAAGGUGUUCAUCUUGACCGGAAUGAAGAAGACAUUGGUGCUGGAGACCAGGGCUUAAUGUUUGGUUAUGCCACUGAUGAAACUGAGGAGUGUAUGCCCUUAACCAUUGUGUUAGCCCACAAGUUAAAUGCCAAACUGGCUGAAUUACGUCGCAGUGGUACUCUGCCUUGGUUACGCCCAGAUUCAAAAACC
Octodon degus (degu) is the source of this 659-nucleotide messenger RNA. It is a transcript of the gene Mat2a, whose product is annotated as methionine adenosyltransferase 2A. NCBI's taxonomy places the organism in Eukaryota, Metazoa, Chordata, Mammalia, Rodentia, Octodontidae. The record is from RefSeq and is a predicted model, not a curated record. Gene Ontology annotation, cellular component: methionine adenosyltransferase complex; cytosol. Gene Ontology annotation, molecular function: ATP binding; methionine adenosyltransferase activity. Gene Ontology annotation, biological process: S-adenosylmethionine biosynthetic process. The transcript has 5 exons. The annotation marks the transcript as partial.